This is a messenger RNA of Molossus molossus (Pallas's mastiff bat), 3446 nucleotides long. It is a transcript of the gene ABCB10, whose product is annotated as ATP binding cassette subfamily B member 10. Gene Ontology annotation, biological process: transmembrane transport. NCBI's taxonomy places the organism in Eukaryota, Metazoa, Chordata, Mammalia, Chiroptera, Molossidae. The record is from RefSeq and is a predicted model, not a curated record. The coding region runs from base 22 to 2223 and encodes 733 amino acids. Gene Ontology annotation, molecular function: ABC-type oligopeptide transporter activity; ATP binding; ATP hydrolysis activity. Gene Ontology annotation, cellular component: membrane. The transcript is spliced from 13 exons.
ACACGGCUCGGACGCGGCGCCAUGCGCGGGCCCCCUGCCUGGCCGCUGUGGCUGCUCGUGAGGCGGGGCCCGCUCGCCUGUGCAUGGACACCUGCCGCCCGCGCACCAGUGUCCUGGCCGCAGCCGACCGACCUGGGGCCGCCACGGCUUUGGGGCGCGGGGCCAGGGCUCCUCGGGGUUGCGGGAGCCGCGCGAAGCCCGCACCGCUGGACAAGCAGCUGCCAGGGCGGGGGUCCUGGGGGUCCCGGCGGCCCCGGCGGCCCCGGCGGCGGAGCGGGCCUUGCGCGGCUCCUGGGGCUGUGGACGCGGCCCCCCGGCGGCCCUCGGCUCCCGAGCGCCGUGCUCCCUGGCGGACCAGCCGUCGCCGCCCGCGCAGGGGGACAGGCCUGGCGGCGCGAGCGGGCAUUGCCUGCGGCCGCGGCGGCCCCUAAAGACGACUCACGGCUGCGCCCCGCGGCGGCCGGGCGCUCGGAGGCCCAGAAGCUCCUGGGGCUGGCGUAUCCUGAGCGCUGGAGGUUGGCAGCUGCGGUGGGGUUCCUAGCCGUGUCCAGCGUCAUCACCAUGUCUGCUCCCUUCUUCCUGGGGAAGAUCAUUGACGUCAUUUAUACAAACCCCACUGUGGACUACAGCAGCAGCUUGACCCGCCUCUGCCUGGCGCUCAGCGGCGUGUUCUUGUGUGGUGCUGCAGCCAACGCUGUUCGUGUCUACCUCAUGCAAACUUCAGGUCAGCGCAUUGUGAACAGGCUGAGAGCUUCGUUAUUCUCCUCCGUUCUGAGGCAGGAAGUUGCCUUCUUUGACAAGACUCGCACAGGGGAAUUGAUUAACCGCCUCUCCUCAGACACUGCGCUGCUGGGGCGCUCGGUCACUGAAAACCUCUCGGAUGGGCUCAGGGCCGGGGCCCAGGCCUCUGUCGGUAUUGGCAUGAUGUUUUUUGUCUCACCUCAUCUGGCCACUUUUGUUUUGAGUGUGGUGCCUCCAGUGUCCAUCCUUGCUGUGAUUUAUGGACGAUAUCUACGGAAACUAACCAAAGUCACUCAGGAUUCCCUGGCACAGGCCACUCAGCUAGCUGAGGAACGUAUUGGAAAUAUAAGAACUGUUCGAGCUUUUGGGAAAGAAACGACUGAAAUAGAGAAAUAUGCCAGCAAAGUGGACUUUGUGAUGCAGUUAGCGAGGAAAGAGGCAUUUGCUCGGGCUGGCUUCUUCGGAGCGACUGGGCUCUCCGGGAACCUGAUUGUGCUUUCUGUCCUGUACAAAGGAGGGCUGCUGAUGGGCAGUGCCCACAUGACAGUGGGUGAACUCUCUUCCUUCCUAAUGUAUGCUUUCUGGGUUGGACUGAGCAUUGGAGGGCUGAGCUCAUUCUACUCGGAGCUGAUGAAGGGCCUGGGUGCCGGGGCACGCCUCUGGGAGCUCCUGGAGAGAAAGCCCGAGCUUCCUUUCGACGAGGGGCUCAUCUUGGAUGAAAAAAGCUUCCAGGGUGCUUUGGAGUUUAAGAACGUGCAUUUCACAUAUCCUGCUCGCCCCGAGGUGCCCAUAUUCCAGGAUUUCAGCCUUUCCAUCCCGUCAGGGUCUGUCACUGCACUGGUUGGCCCAAGUGGUUCUGGCAAAUCAACAGCGGUUUCCCUCCUGCUGAGGCUGUACGACCCCAUUUCUGGAACGAUCAGUCUCGACGGUCGUGAUAUCCGCCAGCUAAAUCCAGUCUGGCUGAGAUCCAAGAUUGGGACAGUGAGUCAGGAACCAAUUUUGUUUUCUUGCUCAAUUGCUGAGAACAUUGCUUAUGGUGCAGACAACCCUUCCUCAGUGACCGCCGAGGAGGUAGAGAAAGUAGCUGAAGUAGCCAACGCAACUGCUUUCAUCCGAAGUUUCCCCCAAGGGCUCCACACCGUGGUCGGAGAGAAGGGCGUUCUCCUUUCAGGUGGGCAGAAACAGCGGAUUGCAAUCGCCCGUGCUCUGCUUAAGAAUCCCAAAAUUCUUCUUCUUGACGAAGCAACCAGUGCACUGGAUGCUGAGAAUGAGUACCUGGUACAAGAAGCUCUAGAUCGACUAAUGGAAGGAAGAAUGGUGUUAAUUAUUGCCCAUCGCCUCUCUACCAUCAAGAAUGCUAAUAUGGUGGCUGUUCUCGACCAAGGAAAAAUUAUCGAAUGUGGGAAACAUGAAGAACUGCUUGCAAAACCAGAUGGGCUAUACAGGAAAUUAAUGAACAAACAAAGUUUUGUUUCAGCAUAAAGAAGCAACUACUGGCAAAUUGAAUAUGAGAGACUUUAAAGCAAAACACCAUUGCAGGGGGGGAAUUUCUUAAAGAUGGUGUGGCAUCUGUAAAUCGUACUUCAAAUUAUUUGAAAUAUGCCUAUUUUUCCCAAAGUAUAUAAACUAUUGUUUUGAGAUAAAGUUGUUCUCAAGACCUUUUUAUUCAGGGUUUUAAUAAUUAUAACUUUCUAAAUGUCUAUAGCACUGAAGUUAUUUUCAGGUUUUGUACUUUAUUUUAUCUUGGAAUACUUUAAUAUAGCAUAGCACCUCAUUUUUUUAACCUGCUGUUAUAGAUUGAAGCUAUUGUCGAAUGACAACUUUUAAAAGGGAAUUAUAAAUUAAAAGGCCUAAUUAUUUUAGGCCAGUUUGCCAAUCACUAUAAUUCUCUUGGUACUAUUCUACCCACUUUGGGUUGAAUAUUACUAGGAGGCGUAAUAGAAGAUGAAAAUCUAACUGUUUAUUUUAUCCUUGUACUCUUGUGAAGUGAACCUGAGCAUUAUACAUACAGAAAUAGUUAAUAUCACAUGGUGAGAAGGGAACCUUGACAUUCUCCAUCUCCUGUGUCUUCAGAGGUGUGAGAGUUUAGGAGUCUCUGUCCCUCUGGGAUGAGACUGUGUUUGGAUGUGUGUGGUUUUUCACAUUUUGGCACAUGAGAGCCCGGUGAGUUUUAAAAGGAGAAGAAGAAGCCCCAUAUUUGGCUAGGAAAGCUUCUAUUUUCGUUAUUUACAUAUUUCUUUCUAUGAGUGCUGUGGGAAGUAAGGUGUGAACUGCCAGGCAUUAUCAAGAAAGAUGUAAAUGAAUUUUACAUUAUGUUGUCUCAGGCAUGUUUUGAAAAUUAUAUUUUAAAAAUUUAUAAUUCUUAAAACCAAAUUUUACAACCGUUUAUCACUUAUUUAAAUACUUUUGAAAUUUUAUUAAAUGAGGCUAAAAUCUGAAUAAUAUAACUAAUUUUCAACUUUAAAACAUUUGAAGAAAGUUUAGAAGUUCUUGUUAUUCUACAAAAUAUCAAGAAACCUUAAGAACUUGUCAGUCUUCUGAAAAGAGGACAUUAAUAACCUUUUUUCUUUUAUGAUUAUAGUUUUAGUCACCUAAAUGCCUCAAAAUUCUUUUUGUAAAAUAUGUUUAUUGAUUUUAGAGAGAGAGGAAGGGGAAGGGAGAGAGAGAAACAUUGACGAGAGAUAGAAACAUCAAUUGGCUGCCUC